Messenger RNA from Saccostrea cuccullata (small rock oyster), 1548 nucleotides. Its product is annotated as vacuolar protein sorting-associated protein 4B-like. Gene Ontology annotation, molecular function: ATP binding; ATP hydrolysis activity. Bases 184 to 1128 code for a protein of 314 amino acids. The record is from RefSeq and is a predicted model, not a curated record. The transcript has 10 exons. NCBI's taxonomy places the organism in Eukaryota, Metazoa, Mollusca, Bivalvia, Ostreida, Ostreidae. Gene Ontology annotation, biological process: vacuole organization; endosomal transport.
AAAAAUGGUGCUACGAAUAUGCAGGUGACGAAUCGAUGAGAUACCGUUUAAGAUUGAUGAAUUUGUAAACAACAUGAAAUAGGAAAUACAAACAUAAAGAAAGGUCAACUCGUUGUACAUAUUUUCGGACCUGGCCUUUUCAGUUCUCACGAUGACUCUUAGGUAAAAGAACAUUCGUUAGAAAUGGAUGAUGAUUUGUAUACUAUGUCGAGGAAACCAGACGUUUCAAUUGAAAAUGUAUUUAUUCCAAUCAAUAUCAAGGAAAGAAUGAAGAAAUCGGUCAUUUUGCCUUUUAAAUCCUCAGAGAUUAAAGAGGCUGCUGAAAAUGUAGGUCAUGUUAUCUUGUACGGGGAACCCGGAACUGGGAAGACUCUCCUGACUUACGCUAUAGCAACGGAACUGAAACACGUGACCUGUUUCAGUCUCUCUUUCUACGAACUAAAAAACGAUGGAGAUGUGCGAAACCUUUUAUCUCAAGCAAGGCUUAAAAGGCCAGUAAUAAUUUUCUUGGAUGAUGUUGAGGUACUAAGUGUUACAGAAACAGACCAAGGAAAAAGGAUUGCAUCCGAAUUUCUACUUCAGCUUCAAGGGUCACCUAACAAUAGCACAGAAGACAUAUUAGUAGUCGGAAUGACAAAUAAACCCUGGAAAUUAAAUUCCGCUGUAUUAAAUUGUUUUCCUAUCAGAAUUGAAAUUCCAUUACCAGAUGAUAUGGAAAGAUUUGAUAUAUUUAAAUAUCAGUUAAAGGGUGUCGACAUUGAUCUAUCUGAUAAAGAAUUCCAGGAAAUUGUGAAACGGACACAUGGAUUCACUGGUGCUGAUAUUGUUGUACUUGUUCGAGAUGCUUUAUUGCAGCCGGUGCGAUUGAUUCAAAGAGCAACACAUUAUGUAAAAGUUCAAGAAACAACUUCAGAUAACCAGCAGACAGCGGGUGAGAAAUGGACACCUUGUUCUCCAGAAACUCCAGGAGCUGUAGCCAUGACGUGGUCAGAAUUAAAGGAAGACCAGAUCUUUUUACCAAAGCUUAAAAUGGAUGACUUCCUUAAAAGUUUAUCAACAACAAAACCAUCUACUGAUGAUAAGUACCAUGAUGCAAUUGCCAAAUUUACAAAGGAUUUUGGGAACUAGAGCAUGAAGCUGUACAAUCAUGACGCAUGAAGACAAUAGAAUCCCGUUCUCACUUGCACGUUCCGAUUUGCCUCCCACUGUUCAGAAGAUUUACCACUAUAAUGAUUGUUAUAUUUAUUAAAGCCUAUCACAAAAGAAAAGAAUAAUUAACAUGUAGAACAUGAGUGAUUUCUCUAAAAAUAUGGUAUAUAUGUAUAUUUCAUGAAGAAAAAAAUGCAUUUCAAUAAGAUAUGCAUGUGCUCUGUUAGUACAUGUAGAUGUAUUACGACAUCCGAACUAACUUUCAAUAAAGAUACACAUGUUUAUGUAUGUAGGAUAUCACGAAAAAAGAUAUUUUAAACAUUUUUAAUAACAGAACAACAUUAUACUAUUUUUAAUUUUUUGUGAUACUGAAAUUUCAUUAAAAUUUAAUUUAUAAAU